AUGGACAAGGUGUAUAGGGUGACCGAGUUGAAUGAGCCGCUGUCCAACGAAGAAAGAAACCUCCUCUCGGUGGCGUACAAGAAUGUCGUGGGGGCACGCCGCUCCUCCUGGAGGGUCAUCAGCAGCAUCGAGCAGAAGACCUCUGCGGAUGGCAACGAGAAGAAGAUCGAGAUGGUCCGCGCGUACCGCGAGAAGAUCGAGAAGGAGUUGGAGGCAGUGUGCCAGGAUGUGCUGAGCCUGCUGGAUAACUACCUGAUCAAGAACUGCAGCGAGACCCAGUACGAGAGCAAGGUGUUUUACCUGAAGAUGAAGGGGGACUACUACCGCUACCUGGCCGAAGUCGCCACUGGAGAGAAGCGGGCAACUGUUGUGGAGUCGUCUGAGAAGGCCUACAGCGAAGCCCACGAGAUCAGCAAGGAGCACAUGCAGCCGACUCACCCCAUCCGGCUCGGCCUGGCGCUCAACUACUCCGUUUUCUACUAUGAGAUCCAGAACGCGCCCGAGCAAGCCUGCCACUUGGCCAAGACCGCCUUUGAUGACGCCAUCGCCGAGCUCGACACCCUCAACGAGGACUCCUACAAGGACUCCACUCUCAUCAUGCAGCUCCUCCGUGACAACCUAACGCUCUGGACAAGCGACCAGCAGGACGACGACGGCGGCGAAGGGAACAACUAGGCCCCGGCGGACUGGCAGCGCACGCUGAUGCUACUACUGCAGUCUUUAUUUUUUUCCCAUGAGUUGGGGGUCGGGGAGGGGAGGGGGAAGGAGGGGUGUCCUUCCUAGGGAGGAAGCCCACACGACACGUCCUGUCUUUGAUCGCCUCUUUGACAUUUUUGCCAAAACACCACUAGUGGGAAGUCAGGCUAGCUGUGCUGGCAUGGGCACGGCAGCCUUGCCCUGGCACCGGCGUCUGGACUGUUCUGUAGAGGAAUGCAGGUGGAGCUGUCCCGUCUUUACUUUAACUUAUUGCUAGAUGCUAGGGUUUGCUGACAAGAAGGAAGUAUGCGUGGAACGGCCCUCGAUCAAUAAGUUCUGUGGUUCCAGGAAGGGUUUCCUGUACAUACGCUCUUACGUUUUGGGUACUUUCUAUCUCAUCUGUUUCAGUCGUGACGUUUGUCUCCCGUCCCUGCAGGGUGUAUGCCACCAGACAUGGAAGAGUUUAAAUCCCAAUUGAGAGACUCGGAGUAUAAGGUAUACCCAUCCUUGUGGCUCAGGCCUUGCCAGCUCUUUUUUUGGCUGUUUGGAUUAGCCGACAGUGUUAACACUCAGUCGCAGUUUACAGUGUUUCUACAUUACAGCCAUCGGUGUGACAGGGAGCCAUGAAUAAGGGGUCUCUUUCUUCUCGAGUAGGUUUGGCUAUGCUCUGCUCUGUGGCUGUAGCCAGGUGGGUUUUGCAGUUUGCUGGGCCAGACGGCUUGUCUGAGGGAAGCGAAGCCCCCCUGAGGUUUCGGCUAACAGGUGCUUGGUUUGGGUUUUGCCCUUUCCUCAUUGAUCCCCUUUAAUAGAAACGUUCGGCGCCACAAAAACAGCGGCAGUUCAGGUCUGUGGGCCAUUCCUCGGGUUGGCAUUUGUAAAGAAUAUUCUAGUUUCCUCCGAUGCCAUCCAGCUGCUGCUUCAGGGAUGGCACUGCCAUCUCCCUCUCACUGGAUUCUGUUUCCUCCGAGCCCCUGUCCCCACCUUCCAUGGUUGGUGUUGCAGCUCUUUGGUUGUGGAAGCUGGGCGGUCUAUCCGAGAACGUCUGUGGUGUGUGAAGGUCUAGGUGCCAGAAGUGUACUGGUAGAAAAAUCCAGAAGGAAAAGCUAAGCUCAGCUGUCCUGUCAGACUUAUGGCCCUUGGCAGUGUGAUCAGUUUAUCCUCCCUUGAAAACACUUUCCUUAAGUGAUUAUUGUAGGAAGAUCAAUUAAAAUUGUUCCCAGGUAAUGAGUAUGCCCUCCUACUUGACCAAGCGCGUGCAUGUGUGUGUGUGUGUGUGCCUGUGUGUGGUUUUUCUUCUUUUGUUCUUUUAAAGAAAGCCUCCAAGUAUGGAGAGUCCACUUCUCCUGGGUCCUCGAUGUGUGUGUGUUGGGGGUUGAAGGAAGCCACCGUAUAUACUCGAGUAGAAGCCGACCCAAAUAUCAGCCGAGGCACCUAAUUUUACCACAAAAACCGCAUUAGAAUAUGCUGGGAAAACCUGGUGUAUACAUGAGUAUAUAUAGUACAUCGGUGUCCCCACACAUUUUUACUUAGCCAGGCGGAGACCUCGUUUCUCCUCCGGGAUAAAUCUGUUUCUCCAUGGAACAGUGACCUGCGGCAUGUGUGUUCUGAGCUUGGUGUUUGUUUUGUGUUUUUGUUUGUUGGGGUUUUUUGUUUUGUUUUUAAAUAAAAUGAGUAACCAUGUGAACUCUCCCAAGAUGGGUAAGGACACCAAACUCCUUUUGUCUACUUGCUUAUUUAGGCCAGGAGUGGUUUGAUGCUAAUUGAGGCAAGAGUGACCCCGGUGCGUUUGCAAAGCCCAAACUUGCGCUUGUCCUGACGGAACAAGAAGGCGUCCUGGAUCCCGGGUGGCAGCAAAGGUAGAAUGGUGGUGCCCGAUGGCCGUGGACUGAACGGACUCUGUCUCCUGGCAUCGUUGACCAGCUGCAGGACUGUCCCUCGCAGGCCCCUCCACAUAUCCAAGUGGAAGUCCCAGGGAAUUUGGUCCUCCCAGAAGAAUCCCGGAGGAGAAGGCUCUGCCACUUCUGUGGCAUGACAGAAACCAGAGGGACAUGCCGGCCGGUUGGGGGUGGGUGGGGGUGUUCUCAAAUCUGUCUUCAUGUCCAGUGUGAGUGGCGGUGUGUCCUUCCUUGUAGCAUUUGGAAAUGAUUUACUGGAAUGACAAAACCUAUUUCUGAAGACAACAACAACAACAACAAAAUUGUGUUUUCUCCCUUGAAUUUCAGCUUUGGCUCUGGCUGCUUUGUAGACUUCAUGCAAGAUCCAAACCAGCCCUGAGGGCUAAGCCAGCAGAGGGCCUGGACUCUCCUGUCAGCAGCUGAUUGGUCUCUUUUCUUUUCUUUGUUCUUAAAGAAACGCCCUUGCCUCCGAGCCUGUCUCCCAUGAAAUGACUGCUCCUCCAUCACUCUCUUCUACAAUAUUGUGCAUGCUGGUGUUGUAUUUCUCUACAGUAGCUCGGCAUUUAUUAACUUAUACCGUAGGUGUUAUGUAUUCCUAUGACAAAAAAAAAAAGAAAAAAAAUGAAGUCUUCAAAAAAAAAGUUUUUGAAGUUCUUUUGUUUGUUUUUUAAUUUUAUUUUUAUUUUUUCCUUUUGGGGGUAAAGUUUGCUCUACCAAAUAGUGAUUGUAACCAAUUGAUCUGUUUGGGAUGUUGCUAUAGUGACAUGCAGUUCUCUAUUUUGUUUUUUACAAAGGGGGUGGGGGGAGCCAAAGAAACACCAGUGUUAGCUUAAUCGUAAUGUCUGGUGUUUGUCAUGGUGAAAUUAUAACUAUUACAGUGUAGGAGAACAAAAGCUGUGUUCUCUGAAUGAGCCUCUGUGCUUCUUUGUCAUGUUAUGCAGUGAACUAUUUUUAAGGUCUAAUCAGUGAUCAUUUUCCCAACUCCCUGUUGUGCUGAGGGAUUCUUUCACACACGGACCAUGCUUAGCCGUUUUCCUCAGUGGUGGAAUAUCAUGGGUGUGAGUCAUCAUGUAGCUGUCAUACAUUGAGCAAAUAAACUUACAGAUCGGAUGUCA
This is a messenger RNA of Echinops telfairi (small Madagascar hedgehog), 3706 nucleotides long. It is a transcript of the gene YWHAG, whose product is annotated as tyrosine 3-monooxygenase/tryptophan 5-monooxygenase activation protein gamma. Gene Ontology annotation, biological process: signal transduction. The transcript is spliced from 2 exons. The record is from RefSeq and is a predicted model, not a curated record. NCBI's taxonomy places the organism in Eukaryota, Metazoa, Chordata, Mammalia, Afrosoricida, Tenrecidae. Gene Ontology annotation, molecular function: protein kinase C binding. Gene Ontology annotation, cellular component: cytoplasm. Bases 1 to 675 code for a protein of 224 amino acids.